GAGCUAUCUAUAAAGGCCUGAUCCCACAGUAUAAAAUAUAUUGAUUGUACUGAAGCAAAUGUGGCUCAGAAAAUGUAAUCAUUUGACAGGGGUGUUUGCCAUAAACUGCCAUGUUUUUCACUUAUUUUCAGAGACUUCCACAGACAUGGCGGAGGCGCAUCAGGCGGUGGGCUUCCAGUUCACCGUGCGCCCAGACGGUGUGGACCUUAAACUGAGUCAGGAGGUCAUCAAAAACAUUUACCUGUCAGGACUCACUGCAUGGAAGAAGAAAGCCAUACAAUUCAAGAACGGCGUGUUAGCUGGAGUCUACCCAGCCAGUCCUUCCAGCUGGCUGAUCGUUGUCAUUGCAAUGAUGAGCAGCCUGUACACUCGGGUCGACCCCUCACUGGGAAUGAUCGACAUCAUAAAGGAGAACCUGCCACACAGGGGCUACCUGACUGUGCAGACUAGAGCCGUGCUAGGUGCUGUCUUCUUUGCAACUGGUCUGUGGCUGUUUCUGAUCUACCUCCUGAGAUACACCCUGAAAGCGCUGCUCUCCUACCACGGAUGGAUUUUUGAAUCUCACGGGAAAAUGAGCUCCUCAACAAAAGUGUGGCUGAGUCUUGUGAAGAUGUUCUCCGGACGAAGGCCACUGCUUUAUAGCUUCCAGGCCUCACUACCUAGACUUCCUGUUCCCAGUGUGGACGACACAAUUGACAGGUACCUUGAGUCGGUGCGCCCCCUGUUGGACGAUAAACAGUACAGCCAGAUGGAGAUGUUGGCGAAGGAAUUUCAAGACAAAGAAGCGGCUCAGCUCCAGCGAUAUUUAAUCUUGAAAUCAUGGUGGGCGACCAACUACGUGAGUGACUGGUGGGAGGAGUUCAUCUACCUGAGGGGCCGCAGUCCCAUCAUGGUCAACAGUAAUUUCUAUAUCAUGGACCUCUUAUACGUGACACCAACACACCGUCAAGCUGCUCGGGCAGGAAAUGUGGUCCACGCAAUGCUGCAGUACAGACGGAAGCUGGAGCGCGGAGAACAUGCGCCGCUGAGAGCUUUGGGGACUGUACCCAUGUGUUCCACCCAAAUGGAGAGAAUGUUUAACACCACCCGCAUCCCUGGUAUAGAGACAGAUAUUUUGCAGCACCUGACUGACCGGAAGCACCUGGUGGUCUACCACAAGGGCCGGUUCUUCCAGCUCUGGCUGUACACUGGAGGCCGGCACCUAUUGCCCAGUGAACUCGAAGUCCAGUUCCAGCGGAUCCUCAGCGAUGCAUCGGAGCCGUUGCCUGGAGAGUUGAAACUCGCCGCUCUGACAGCAGGAAACAGGGUUCCUUGGGCACAAGCGCGGAUCAAGUACUUCAGCCAGGGAGCAAACAAAGUCUCCCUGGAUGUGAUCGAGUCUGCAGCCUUCUUCCUGGCCCUCGACGAUGAGCCGCAGGGUUAUGAUGUUGCCAAGUCCAACUCUCUUGAUGGUUACGCCAAGUCACUGCUGCAUGGGAAAUGUUACGACAGGUGGUUCGACAAGUCCUUCUGCCUCAUUUCAUACCCGAACGGGAAAAUGGGUGUGAACGUGGAACAUUCGUGGGCAGAUGCGCCAAUUGUUGGGCACAUGUGGGAGUAUGUGCUUGCCACCGAUUGUUUCCACCUGGGCUACACAGAGGAAGGACACUGCAAAGGAGACGUGACCAAGGGUCUUCCUUACCCAACUAGACUGCAGUGGCACAUUCCAAAGGAGUGCCAAAGCGCCAUCGAGACGUCGUACCUCUCCGCCAAGCAGAUCGCAGAUGACGUCGACUUCCACGGCUGCCUCUUUACCGAGUUUGGAAAAGGCCUUAUCAAGAAGUGCAGGACGAGUCCAGAUGCUUUUAUUCAACUGGCCCUGCAGCUGGCCCAGUUCAGGGAUCAGGGUGAGUUUUGUCUCACGUACGAGUCGUCGAUGACCCGAAUGUUCCGAGACGGUCGGACGGAGACAGUCCGAUCCUGUACGUCCGAAGCGGUCGCCUUUGUCAGAGCCAUGGAGGACGCCAGUGCCCCGAAGGAGCAGAAACUUGCCCUGUUUCGAAAAGCAGCAGACAAGCAUCAGAACAUGUAUCGUCUGGCCAUGACUGGGUCUGGUAUCGACAGGCACCUCUUCUGUCUCUACAUCAUGUCCAAAUAUCUCUGCGUGGACUCUCCGUUUCUGAAGCAGGUUCUUUCAGAACCUUGGAAGUUGUCCACCAGCCAGACGCCUCAGCAGCAGCUCAACCUAGUUGACAUCAACAAGUUUCCCAAAUACGUCAGUUCUGGUGGCGGAUUCGGCCCAGUUGCCGAUGAUGGUUACGGAGUGUCUUACAUCAUUGUUGGUGAGAACCUCAUCACAUUCCACAUCUCCAGCAAGUUCUCCAGUCCAGAUACCGUAAGAGAUGAAACCCGAAUGACCUUGAAUACACAAGGUAUCUAUCUCACUCAUGUAUGCUUCCACCUUUCCCAUCAUCAGAACUCCUUCAGGUUUGGCCAAAACAUUCGGAAGGCCAUGACCGACAUCCAGGCACUUUUCAAAUCGAGCGAGUCGACAGUUCAAAAUGGGCUGAAAGUUCCACUGGAAAAUGGGAAGAAGCAUGAAUAACAUUCAUUCAUGGCUGUCUCAUUUAGCAGGGCUCCAUUUUUAGCACUGGUCACAUGACUUUUGUCAUGCAACACAUUGGAAAAGGGACACGUCCCUUUUAAAAAUGGCUUCGCUUUUGGUUAAUUUUAUGGGACCACAUUAGUACCAGUUAUUGGAACUGAUUGAGACUCCAUCAGAAUAUUUCAAAAUACGAAAACUAUAUGAAUGAAGUAAAAAAAGAUAUAGAUUAAAAAAUAGAAAGUGUCAAUACGACACAGAGGAUCUUGUUACUUCUCUAAUGUAUUAAGUUAUGAAGGAGAGUGCUCCAGUAAUAUUAAUAAUAUUGUGAAUAUGUGAAUAUUACACUUGUAAAUACUUUGAUUUUGUGCAAGUAUUUAUUCCUUUUUCUUUUUUUGUGUCAUCAAAUAUGUAAAAUCGGUCAGCUGGUCACCAAUACUGUCCUACCAGGCAACACAGUUAUCAGGAGAGCAAGUCAAUGAGACAAACAACUACUUUAAGGACGUUCUUUAUUUUCGGAGGUUGUCUCGAGGUUACUUGUCAUCCCAAAUAUCACAUGACAGCUCAUCUUUCACAACUUGUAUUUGAGGUCAAAUUUCUGACAUGAUGACGUCGACCGCCGAUCAGCUCUUGAGUGCAAACUACUGGUUUCCAAAAAGAGGACAGACAGUUAGAAAAAUGAAAUCUCCAGCUGGAAUAUUCUAUUUCAGCAUAAUGGUUUCGCUUUGAUCGGUGACACAGCAGCGAGCAAAACAGUCUUCUACGUGAUUAUUUAUUAGUUGAAGUGAACUCAAUACAAAAAAUAAGUAAAAAAAAAAGAAAACAAUCCGUGUGGUCACUCGUCUUCCUUCAAGGCAUCAGUUACAUGGGUCAACUAAAACCAGACUGUACAACUUGAACAGAAAAAAGCCAAAGACAGAGAUGUGGUCACUCCCUCGCCAGCAGCUGCCUCCCACUCAAGCACUUUUUACAACAGAAUAAAAAGACACAAAUGGAUGGAGUUUUGCACAUUUUCUUACCAAUUGUUUUAUUGGGGAACUGCGGGAUGAGUCUUUCGAGCGAUGUGGGCCACACCUGCGUGCAGAGCAGUUUUUUUUUUCCAUGAUAAUUGACAACAAUCCAGUCUUCUCCGUGUGCAUGCUGGUC
Synchiropus splendidus (mandarinfish) is the source of this 3727-nucleotide messenger RNA. RefSeq names its product carnitine palmitoyltransferase 1B (muscle) (gene cpt1b). Gene Ontology annotation, biological process: fatty acid metabolic process; carnitine metabolic process. The record is from RefSeq and is a predicted model, not a curated record. Gene Ontology annotation, molecular function: carnitine O-palmitoyltransferase activity. Gene Ontology annotation, cellular component: mitochondrion. NCBI's taxonomy places the organism in Eukaryota, Metazoa, Chordata, Actinopteri, Syngnathiformes, Callionymidae. The transcript is spliced from 17 exons. The coding region runs from base 59 to 2584 and encodes 841 amino acids.